UGCCCCGGCCAUUAGGGCCGGCCGCGGCCGCUUCGCGCAGAGGGCGGCGGCGACGCGGGGCCCGCGGCCGGCCCAUCGGCCGCAGCCUGUCACCCUCGCCCCGGAGUGGCCUCGCCGGGGAAGAAAUGCCGCCGGGCGGCUGGUGCCUGCUUUGCUUUGGCCUGGUCCUGUCCUCCGUCUGCGCCUCCGCUGAGUCUGCGGCGCCCAGCAACUUGACCACAGCUCCUUUGAAUGUCCUUCUGAUCAUCGUGGAUGACCUGCGCCCCUCCCUGGGCUGUUAUGGGGACAAGCUUGUAAGGUCCCCAAACAUUGACCAGCUGGCAUCCCACAGCCUCCUCUUCCAGAAUGCCUUUGCCCAGCAAGCAGUGUGCGCCCCGAGCCGUGUGUCCUUCCUCACUGGGAGGAGACCAGACACCACCCGCCUGUAUGACUUCAAUUCCUACUGGAGGGUACAUGCUGGAAACUUCUCUACCCUCCCCCAAUACUUCAAGGAGAAUGGCUACGUGACCAUGUCGGUUGGAAAAGUCUUUCAUCCUGGAAUAUCUUCCAAUUAUAGUGAUGAUUCUCCAUAUAGCUGGUCUAUUCCACCUUAUCAUCCCUCCUCUGAAAAGUAUGAGAACACCAAGACGUGUAGGGGGCCAGACGGAGAACUUCAUGCCAACCUGCUUUGCCCUGUGGACAUAGCGGAUGUGCCAGAGGGCACCUUGCCUGACAAACAGAGCACUGAGCAAGCCAUACGCUUGUUGGAAAAGACAAAAACAUCGACCCGUCCUUUCUUCCUGGCUGUUGGGUAUCAUAAGCCACACAUCCCCUUUAGAUACCCCAAGGAAUUUCAAAAGCUGUAUCCCUUGGAGAACAUCACCCUGGCUCCUGACCCCGAGGUCCCUGCUGGCCUCCCUCCCGUGGCCUACAACCCCUGGAUGGACAUCAGGCAGCGAGAGGAUGUCCAGGCCUUGAACCUGAGUGUGCCCUAUGGCCCAAUUCCUGUGGAUUUUCAGCGAAAAAUCCGCCAGAGCUACUUUGCCUCCAUUUCAUAUUUGGAUACGCAGGUUGGCCACCUUUUGAGUGCUUUGGAUGAUCUCCAGCUGGCCAACAGCACCAUCAUUGCGUUUGCCUCAGAUCACGGAUGGGCACUGGGUGAACAUGGAGAAUGGGCCAAAUACAGCAAUUUUGACAUCACGACGCGUGUGCCCUUGAUGUUCUAUGUUCCCGGGAGGACAGCUCCACUUCCAGAGGCAGGCGAGAAGCUUUUCCCUUACAUCGACCCUUUCAAUUCUGUCCUGGAAUUGACGGAGCCAGGCCGGCAAGUCACGGACCUCGUGGAACUUCUCUCUCUCUCCCCGACGCUCGCAGGACUCGCAGGACUGCAUGUUCCACCUCGCUGUCCUGUUCCCUCAUUUCACGUUGAGCUGUGCCGAGAAGGCCAGAACCUUAUGAAGCAUUUUCAAGUUGAGGACGUGGAAGGAGACCCGCACCUUCGUGGUAAUCCCCGUGAGUCUAUUGCCUAUAGCCAGUACCCCCGGCCUGCAGACUCUCCUCAGUGGAAUUCUGACAAGCCGAGCUUAAAAGAUAUAAAGGUCAUGGGCUAUUCCAUACGCACGAUAGACUAUAGGUACACCGUGUGGGUUGGCUUCAGUCCCCAUGAAUUUCUGGCUAACUUUUCUGACGUGCAUGCAGGGGAACUGUAUUUUGUUGAUUCUGACCCUCUGCAGGACCACAACAUGUAUAAUGACUCCCAGGGCAAAGACCUCCUCCGAGCAUUUGAUGCCAUGAUUCUCGCCAACCACCGAGGAGGGCAUAUAUAAUGUACUCCCUUCCACCCGGGGAGAGCAGGAAUUAGAGGUGGUUAUUUGGUGAUUACCCAUAAUAUUGGAAGCAACCCAAGGGCUAGGCAAUCAAAGCAUAUGUCAACAGUUUGACCUAAGAAUAUGUAAUAGCCCAACCUUUUGAUUUUUUAUUUAUUUGAGUCUUUAUUAAUUUCUGCUUGGUAAUCAAACUGACCAUGGCUAUGCUGAACCAUUCUUUCCUUUUUUGGACAAUCACAGUUUAUUUACUGAGUGGAUAAAUGUAAAGUGAGCAAAUGAAAAUUGUCAUGCUUUUAGCCAUCAAGACCAUAAUAACCAAACACAACACCAUACUCAAGAAAUGCUGUAAUUAUCUCUGGAAUUUAGUGCAUUGUACAAAGUUAUCGUAUGUCACCUUAGAUGUAACACUAAGUCCCUGGUUCUUUUGUUCAUAAUUUAAUAAUCUAGCCCAAUAUAUUCAAAAAUUAUGUCAACGUUUCAGGUUUCUUUGUAAAAUGUGAAGUUAAAUAAUAAUGCUAGAUGCUAAGGUCUUAAAGUCUUGUCUUCAGUUUUCAUUAGUGACAUGGCAAAGUUUCAAAAUCCAAAGCUAAAAUAUGCAUGAAGUGAUUAAUGUGGAGUUUAUAUGUCAAAUAAUAAACAAUGCCCAGCAAACUAGAGGGAUGAGAUAUAUGAGAAAUUCAGUUAGAAAUGUUCAGAGACUUCUGGCCAAAUAAUACUUUGUUAGCAAGUUAUAUAACCCUUGACUGCAAAGAUCACCAAUUGAAAGACACUGUUUAUUCACAGUGGAAAAUGUUUAAACCCGAAACUGUAUCCAUGAACUGUUAGUGAUCUCUUUCUUCCUUCGGGAAUGGUUGGUUGCAGGUAUCCACUUAUCCAGGAUGCAGGAAAUAUUCUACUUUUAAUUGCUGAUUAAAGACGACACUCAUUUUACCAAAUUCUAAAUUAUUUCGAGAAUUGUGAAAACUUCAUUUAGUGUAAAAUAAGGUAAUUUUUUCUAUUCCUCCAGAAUAAAGUUCUGUAUUCCCUAAGUAAUAAAGUAACCAGAAAGGCAGGUGGUAAUUAUCAUCAGCUUGGCCUACAGCAUUUUCAAAAGGACAGGAUAGUCACAACUCAUAUUUCCAACACAUGGAAGCUGAUCAGUGAUCAGUAGUCAUCAGAUGAGUCAGCCACAUUCUAAAUAAACAUCUUACCCAGUCCUGUAUCAAAGUGAGUAAUUUCUAGUACUUCUCCUUUACAAGAGCUUCAGUGUUUAAAGGUAAAUGCUUGUGAAACAAACUGCAGCAAAUUAGAUUAAGUUGUUUAAGUGUAUUAAAUUGUAACAAAAAAGGCAAGAUAUUAUAGUGAAAGAGGACUCCACAUCAGUAAUUUCAGACAGUGUUUUUAAUAAUUAGCCCACAACAGAGGUAUAUAUAGUAACACAGCGAUCUUCAAAGUGAUUAAGUGACUUAGUGUCCUCGCAACAGCAGAUUCUGGUUGAAGAGUGAAGGGCCCUAUUCAUCUCUCCUGAUCCCAAGGCUCAUCUUUCUUCUGGAAGCCUCAGCUUUAUUUGUAGAUGGGUUCCCUGGGCCUUUUAUUUCUCCUCCUUCAUCCUCUUUAUCGCUCUCAUCACUUCCGCUAAGAUUUUUACAAUCUGGCCUGUAAAUUCCUCAUGAUAUAUUUUCCGUGUAUUUAGCUUUAUCUCCGACUGCACAGUUAUAAUGAUGAGUUUUAACACAGGCUUUUCUUUCACAUCCAUUUGUGGCUCCUGUUGGCUGCAGUGUGUACCCUCCAUCAUCUUUUCUCGCUCUACUUCUUGAAGCAAAGUUUUAGUAUCAAAAGUCUCCCAGUGCUGCUCCUGCAGAAGCUGUAAGCUGCACUGCACCAGAAGAGGGAAGUGACAGAUAGAUAUGGGGCCGGGUCCACAUGGGGCGCUUUUGUGUGCCGAUCUGUCUGUACUGGAAGCAUGUCUAUCUUGUCUCUUCUCCAAGAGGACACAGUGUCAGAGUGCUAGAACUCUCCUUCCUUAGCUUUUAGUUUCUCUUGGCCCCCCUUUACAGAUCUCUCCUGUUAGGAGCAAAGGCUGUAUUUCUUGUUCAGUGGCUUGCUCUUCCAAAUCAUCUCAUGGGUGAUGGAUGUUUUCUGGUAUGGACACUGAACCCAACAUGGAGCCGCAUUUUGUUUUCUUUUGCACGUCUCCCACACACAUCGGGAUGAACAGCAACUUUCUGCUUUUCAGACUCAGCGCUGACCACGUUCCUUGCCCUGACUUGGCCUUAAGUUACCAUGUCUCUUGCUUUGCAUAGUCUUUUUCCUCCUGCUGAGCUGGACAGCUUUUCCUGACAGCCCUCCAGUCACCUCAUUUGUAGAAUGCCUCAUUUCACUUGAGCAAGGGUUUUGGCAUCCAGUUUAGUUGAAACCAGAACCAGCGAGCCCAGAAAUUUUGAGGGCCCUGUGUCACUGGCUCACAAAUGCGAGGGUACAUCAGAGCCACCUGAAGACUUGCUGAAAUCCAGCGUGCAGGGCCCCACCUAUGAAGCUUCUGUGGCCCGCGGCGGGAGUGGGGCCUGAGAACAUGCGUUUCCUGCAAACACCCACCGCUCCCCCAAAGACCACACUUUGAGAAUCACUGCCCCUAGGUGUGUGCUGUCCAGUGGCCGCUAGACGUACGUGACUAAUGUCAAUGAAUUGAAAUGCAACAAAUGAUUCCAAAGCAGAAUCUCUGUGAGGCUUGCCCUGUGCCAAGUGCUCAUCAGCUUUAACAUGGUGGGUGCAGAGCAUGGACGUAGAACCUUUCCAUCGUGGCAGAAAGUGGAACGGAGCAGCCCUAGACUAACUCGGAACAUGAGCCGGGUCCACCUGGCUGUUGGCAGGUUCCCCCUGGGGAGAGGCUGGUUCUCCGCCCUGUGGUGGCAAAGACUCGUGCAGAGACCUGCGCACAGGCCCGCCAGGGCUGUCGGGUCGAAGCGCAGCGCCUGGAGCGCCCUCCGACCCUUGGCCCCUGCCCCCCAGCUAGUGCCAUCUCCAUCACCAGCCCUCUUACCUCCUUCCCACACAGCUUACCGCCCUCCCUCUUUCCUCCCUGGCUCCUGAAGAAUCCACGUGUCUUCCUGAAGUCCCUCUUAGACCCCGCCCUCUGCGAACACCGCCAGUGCCUAUUACGGGGUCCACACCGACCUUCGCUGAGCAGUCAGAGUCUUCCCUGGCUCCACCAAGCCCCUUUCCUUGGCCGACCAGCGUGCGCGCUGGUCCCUGACUCUCCUUUGCCGAUCCCUACCCCCCUGCCCGCCCUAGACUGUCCCCUCCCCAUCCCCGUCCCAUUCACGAUCAUUCUCCAUGUCCAGCACCUCCAACAGGCUGGCGGUCUGUGACCCGAGAGUGGGUCGAGGCACGAAACGAACAGGAACAUCGCUAAAGAGUCCCGUGGCCACUUUGGAAUAAAGGUAUCUUUUUCUGAGCACAGAGUUAAUGCGUUAAUUGCAGAGAGAUGGGCAAACAGAAACGUGGUAAAAGGGAAGGAAGUGCAUCAGUACUUUGCCCCCAGAUGGUCACUUAAUAUCUUGCCUUCUUUGGGGUAUGAAUUAUUUACAUUGCUAUGAUCAUCCCAUGUUUUAUCUCGCAGUUCUACAUUCUUCCCUUUCUCACUAACAAUGAUAGGUGGUUACUAUAAAUUUCUGCAAAAAUGCUUUAUGCUGGAGGUAAUUUUUUUUUGCAUGCGUAGCUUUAUCAUGAUUAGCUUAACCUUCUUUCAGUGACUGAAAAUCCUGCUUAUUUCCAAAUUUGCGGUAUUGUACAUGACGCUGUAACAAACGACUUUUUGAAUAAAAUGUUUUCAUGUAUUUCAAACUACUCCCUUAAGCUGGUCUCUCGGUGCCCAAUUGUCAAAAGCUCUGUUUGGCCCCUCUCCCCACUCUCCUGCUACUUUAGGGCAGGAAAACGAAAAAUAAAGCAAAAAAGCAUACAAAUAACAAAAACCAUAAAACCAAAAAGCCGCCACCCAUAAUGAUGAUGGGCGAAAGUGGUAUCCUGUUUGACAUUGUAACUCUUUGCUUAUCAGUGACCUUGAUCAUUGUUCUCUCUAGAAAAUUCUUGGGCAUUUUUAUUUCUAGUCAUGUGACUUUGUCUUUAAAUUUUGGCUGUGUGUUUUACUUUUUAAAAGAAUCAAACAAAUUACUCUUGACCUGCGUGAUUUUGUUUUCCUAUUAAAUAUGGAAACCUUUCCCAAUCUGGAGAUUGAAUAAAUAUCCAUUUUCCUUUGC
Nyctereutes procyonoides (raccoon dog) is the source of this 6040-nucleotide messenger RNA. RefSeq names its product iduronate 2-sulfatase (gene IDS). NCBI's taxonomy places the organism in Eukaryota, Metazoa, Chordata, Mammalia, Carnivora, Canidae. Bases 126 to 1805 code for a protein of 559 amino acids. The record is from RefSeq and is a predicted model, not a curated record. The transcript has 9 exons. Gene Ontology annotation, molecular function: iduronate-2-sulfatase activity.